AUGGGCCUCCUCUCCUGGAUCGGCCUCCGUCGCCGCAAUCAGUGGGAGCCCAUGACUCUCAUCGACCACUUCCUCUCAUCACCUCUAACAUAUCUUUCCUUUCUAUUCUACCACAUUGUCCUCCUCCUCCGCGGUCGUCCUUUUCUUCCGCCCCGCGACAAGUCCGCCAUCCGCGUUGUCUGCAUCUCCGACACGCAUGAUCUCAAGGUCGACAUCCCUGACGGUGAUAUUCUCAUCCACGCGGGUGAUCUCACAGACUCCGGGACUGUCACAGACAUUCAGAAGCAGCUCGAUUGGCUUCGCGAACAGCCUCACGCCGUCAAAGUUGUUGUCGCGGGUAAUCAUGAUAGCUGGUUUGAUCAGAAAAGCCGUGUCGAGGAGGAUGCGCGGUCAGGUGCUAAGCCCAACAUGGAGGGCCUCGUUUAUCUUGAGAGCGGCUUAACGGUGCAAAAGAUCAAGGGUCGAACGGUCAACAUCUUUGGUGUGCCUGAUAUCCCAAGUAUUGGCCCCAAGGAGUUUGCCUUUCAAUAUGCUCAAGAUAAACAUCCCUGGCUUAGCAAGGUACCCCCUCAGACUGACAUUCUCGUCACCCAUUGCCCUCCCAAACAUCAUCUCGACCUAGGCCUUGGCGACGAUAAUCUCCUCCGUGAAGUCUGGCGCGUAAAGCCCCGUCUGCACGUCUUCGGCCACGUCCAUUACGCCUACGGUAAAGAAUCCGUCUUCUUCGACGGUUUCCAGGAGACAUACGAACGUAUCAUGUCGCGUCCGCGCCGUGGUCCAAUUCGAGAUUUCAUCCCUAACGAGGCUUGGCUUGAUUAUUUGCGGUUCCUGGCCCAAGGGCUUCACAGCGUGGCAUGGAAGUGGCUCAUGUCAGGACCUGGAAGUAACAACGGUAGUUUGAUGGUUAAUGCUGCGCAGAUGAUUGGAAACUCGGGCAAGGCAAAAAGCAGGGCCGUUGUUGUUGAGAUUUAG
Molecule: messenger RNA, 972 nt
Organism: Fusarium sp. VM40
Lineage: Eukaryota; Fungi; Ascomycota; Sordariomycetes; Hypocreales; Nectriaceae
Source: the annotation of a GenBank genome assembly